Messenger RNA from Diaporthe citri, 666 nucleotides. RefSeq lists its product as uncharacterized. The record is from RefSeq and is a predicted model, not a curated record. Lineage: Eukaryota; Fungi; Ascomycota; Sordariomycetes; Diaporthales; Diaporthaceae. Bases 1 to 666 code for a protein of 221 amino acids. The transcript has 2 exons.
AUGUCCAAUCUGGACAGCGAACAGGGCAGCCAUGAUGAAAAUGAUCCAGAUGGUCGGGGCCGGAAUCAAUUUGACAGCGACUUUCAGGGAGCGUCUGAGAUAGAUGAUCACUCAACUGCUGUGGCAAAUGAACUUUUGCCUGGGGACACUUCAAGAGAGGACAGAAAGAAUAUCCCCGACAAUCGCAGCCAGCAAACAAAUGGAAGUGCUGUCGAAGACAUUCAGGAAGACGAAAUUCAUGAAUCAAUAGAAGAGGUUAUUGUGAUUUCCUCAUCAGAUUACGAUGAGCCUGAAAUAUCCUCCACCCCAGCACCGAGCACGGCCGUCAGCGACCCAUUCGACCCGUCCUACAGCCCCAGGUCGCCUUCCUCGGACGAUCGAAACAUGUCAGUCGAUCCACCCGUUCUGGACGAGGACUUCGACAUCGGCGACUACAAUGGCCCUCCGAGAUCACCCAGCACUAGCAGCGAAGGUGUCAACGGCUCUGAGAAUGGCGAGGGAGCACACACUGCAGUGGAUGAUAGUUCCAGCGCUUGCCCUGGUGGGUCGCCAUCGGCGGUCGAAGCACUGAGAGCAAUACAGACGGAGCUGAUCCCCGGAUAUGAGGACGGCGACGCAAAGAGCGAGCAGUCCACCAGAGAUACCGAGCGAUCAGACAUGAGAUAG